Molecule: messenger RNA, 2103 nt
Organism: Sipha flava (yellow sugarcane aphid)
Lineage: Eukaryota; Metazoa; Arthropoda; Insecta; Hemiptera; Aphididae
Product: liprin-beta-2-like
Exons: 12
Coding region: 301-1998 (565 amino acids)
Biological process (GO): neuromuscular junction development
Cellular component (GO): presynaptic active zone
Molecular function (GO): protein binding
Source: RefSeq, a predicted model, not a curated record
CAACAUAACGCUCACAAUUUAUCGUCGUGAGAACGCGUUCGUCCAUAACUAAAUAUCACUCUUAUCUACAACACAUUUUUAUCAGCUUAAUAUAGUACGUAUUGUACGCAAAUAUUGUUGUGAUAUUGGUUGUUCAAUUCUUUGCGUAAAUACGACGCGAUUUCAAUUUAACGUUUCUUUUUGAUGUCCAUUGAACGGCCGCGGUAACCGAACGAGGACCGAGCGCGUUCAAGACAAGUAGGCGUGAUCAGGUUUGUGAUUUUUCGACUGAUGAAGUGCAUUCAUUAACAGACAGUUGAAAUGAAGAACGAUCAGGAUGAAGAACUCAAACUCAGCAAAACUCAUUUUGAUGCAAUCAAACUAUUGGAAGAAGCGCUACAAAAAAUGGACGGAAUUAUAUCUUUAGAACCAUCAUCAAGUUCUAAAUAUUCCAGCAAUUCUAAUGUUCAAACAGUAUUAAACAAUUUUAUUCAACAAAAAAAUGAUGAUGAUCCUUCUUGCCAUUUAGAGUCAUUUAAACUUCAAGUUUCUGUGUUAAAUAAUCAAGUUGAUGUUCUUGUAAGAAAAUUAAAUUAUCUUGAGAAGUAUCUUUUACAACAAAGUGAGUUAAGACAAAAAGCUGAAAAUAAACUGCAAGAGGAACUAAUUUUAAAAUCAAAACUAGAAACUGAAAAACUGGAAAUAAUAGCAAUUUUGACAAAUUUAAAAUUAGUUAAUUUGAGAUUAACUAAGGAAAAUAUAGAACUUAAAGAAUUACUUAUAAAGAAUAAACAUAUACCCAAUCAACAAAACACAUCUUGUACACCAGAUGUGAUAGAUUCGCAAUUCCAUCGUACUAAAAAUCAUGGAUCACGCUUUUACUGCAGCUUGCCUCGACAUAUUGUUAAAAAAAAAAAUGAAAGCAUAAGCCUUAAUACUGAAGUAUUGAAUGAUAUUUCUGAAUCAUCUGUAAAUUUAACCAACAGAAGAUCACAAUUUGACAAAUGUUCAUCAGCUCCAAAUUUAGUUGAUUCAAAAAUUGAUUAUCAGAAUGAACAAAUAAUAAAUAAUAACUCCAGUAUUUUUUCAAGUACUAAAAUUUAUUCAUUUCAAAAUUCUAAUUUACCAAUUGUUGAGCGGAAUCGUCAACAAUUAUAUGAUUGGUUUUCUGAACAAGGCAUUGAUUAUAUUUUACAAGAAUCAAAAUUGUGGCCGAAUUCUGGAAAAGAACUGAUUUCUUCUUCUAUCAGCGAAAUUGAUGAAAAAUUUAAAUUUAAACAUUGGUUACAUAGAAAGAAACUAAUAUUAGCUAUUCAUUGUGAAAGAAAUCAGAAUAAAUUUUAUGAUGAAGAUAAAUAUUUAUCUAAAGCAAGAUAUUUAAAUACAGCUUGGGUCCUCCAAUGGUUAGACGAUAUUGGACUCCCACAGUAUAAAGAUACAUUUUCACAAGCAGCAAUUAAUGGCAUUACUUUACACAGACUGUCCAAAGAUGAUUUCCUUAUGUUGCAAAGUGGAAAUUCUGACUUACAUUUUUCUAGUCUUCGAUAUGGUAUCAAAGUUUUAAGGAAUAAUAAUUUUGAUCCUGAAUGUUUAAUUCGACGUUCCAGUAUUAAUAAAAAUGAUGAUGAUUGUGGUUUAUCAUUGUGGACUACUCAUAGAGUAAUGGAAUGGCUUUGCAGUGUUAAUUUGGCAGAAUAUGCUUCUAAUUUGCGAGGCUCUGGUGUUCAUGGUGGGUUGAUUGUGUAUGAUGACCGCUUUACAUCUGAUCUUCUAGCUGAUAUUUUAUUCAUCCAACAAAGCAAAACUUUAUUGAGGCGUCAUUUGAGUAUACAAUUCAACCAGUUGAUAGGAACAGAUUUAAAUCAAAAAAAGAGAGAUGCUCAGUCUAAAUCAAAGUAUAGACCUUUGACAAUAUCAUCAAAAGUCAAAAUACAAAAAAAAUCACAAUUUUCAUUGAAGCGGAAAAAAAAUCAUAGUGAAUUGGCUAUUGGUGAUUUAAUUUGUCCUAUUGAUGAUUAAGACUAUCAGUUUUUUUUUAUACAUAUAUAUAUAGUUAAACCAAAGUUAAAUGCUUUUAGUACACAACAAAAAAGACUUAUUGCUUAUUAUUUAUUAUUAAAUUAA